AUUUUAAAAAAUUAAAAUAAUUGAAAGGGGGCUUUAGUCCCGGUUACAUGCAUCAUCACAUUGGCGUCACUCAUGAGUCCUUAAAUACAUGACGGUUUCUAUCCAUGUUCUAAACAAAAUUAGAAACACGAAUUAAGAUGGCCGAAAACAUGAUCAUCGCCGACGCCAAACUGGAGAUGUGGGGCUACGCCUUGGGCUUCACUCCCACCGCCCUAGUCAAAUGCGCCAUCGAUCUCCAAAUCGCCGACGUCCUCGAAUCCCACGGCGGAUCCAUGACGCUUGCCGACCUCUCCGCCGCCGUUAACUGCUCGCCGCCGGUCCUCCGCCGCAUCAUGCGGUACCUGGUCCACCGGCUUUUCUUCAAGCAGACAACCACCUCCUACUCGCUGACGCCGCUCUCGCGACUGCUGAUCAGAAACGACCCCGACAGCAUGGCGGCGUUAGUGCUGCUGGAGAGCACGCCGGCGAUGCUAGCGCCGUGGCAGCGGCUGAGCUUGCGAGCUCGACAAGCAGAAGGCUCGCCGUUCGAGGACGAGCACGGCCGCGAUCUCUGGGAUUACACCAACGCGAACGCCGCACACAGCAAGCUGCUCGACGAUGCCAUGAGCUGCGUUGCGACUGCGACCGCGGUGGCGAUCGUCGAUCAGUACCCGGAGGCAUUCGAGGGGAUCACCUCCGUGGUGGAUGUCGGAGGCGGCGACGGCACCGCGCUCCGGAUUCUGGGGAAGGCUUUUCCUUGGAUCCAUGGGAUAAACUUCGAUCUCCAGCAUGUGGUUGGCGUUGCGCCGCCUUGCGACGGAGUUGAGCAUGUCGCCGGCAACAUGUUUGAGGCUGUUCCAAAAGCUGAUGCUGCUUUUCUCAUGUCGGUACUACACGAUUGGAACGACGAAGAAUGCAUAGAGAUAUUGAGGAAAUGUAAGGAGGCGAUUAAGACGAAAGUGAUGAUCGUGGAGGCGGUGAUCCGGGAAGAGGAAGAGAGCAAGUACAGCGACGUCCGGCUAGCGCUGGACAUGGUAAUGUUGGCCCACACCUCCGGAAAAGAGAGGAGUUUGGAGGAGUGGGAAUUUGUAGUCAAAGCUGCUGGUUUUAGUAGCUUCACAGUCAACCAUAUGGAUGCUAUUGCAGCGCUUAUUGAGGCCUAUCCAUGACCCAUACCCCGGAUGAUAUCAGCACUAUGGGAACUAAAACCAACCUAUUUCUAUGUCUACCUUUCUUUACAUUUUCCACACUCUAUUUUUAUGCUUUUAUAUUCAUAAGCUGCCAAUAUCUUGUUAUGUUUUGUGGCAUGUUCAAUUUUUGUCGUCUUCGAUUUUAUCGUUUGUGUGUAAUGUAAAUUAUACAAUAUAUAAUUCACUACCAUAUUCUAGUUUCUAAA
Molecule: messenger RNA, 1375 nt
Organism: Salvia miltiorrhiza (redroot sage)
Lineage: Eukaryota; Viridiplantae; Streptophyta; Magnoliopsida; Lamiales; Lamiaceae
Product: acetylserotonin O-methyltransferase-like
Exons: 2
Coding region: 138-1148 (336 amino acids)
Biological process (GO): methylation
Molecular function (GO): S-adenosylmethionine-dependent methyltransferase activity; protein dimerization activity; O-methyltransferase activity
Source: RefSeq, a predicted model, not a curated record